CUUUAUAAGCUUUUAGCUCCGGAUAUGAGGUGCAUAAUAGUGUCGAGGGACAUUGAAGUAAUAACAGUGUUAGUGUUAGUUUAUCUGAACGGCCUGUCAUGGGGAGGGUCAGCACAAUUUACAUCAAAUGCUAAGUAACCAUGGAGAGCUGAAAGAGUGUUAGUGCCGUGCGCUCGUUUACGGAUCUGUGCGCAUCAGUGGAACGCCUGCUCUGAUAACAAGGACAGAGUCGGGAGGUAUUGAUCUGGGGCGACAUUAGUCUAAUGGAGGUUUGGAUGGAAGCAGAAUUUACUGCACACGUGUAUGUGUGGAACAGGUAGAGAAGCCGUAUAUGUGCUCCACCAUUCCAGUCUCAGCAUACCGGGGAGCAAUUGUUUUCUCUCAAUAGUGUGGCAUUGGACUCUAAAUAUGACUGAGACUUUCAUUAACAUCUCUGUUGAUUGGUACCACAUAAUGGAAAGCAAACACAUGAAUCUGUUCCUCAUCCCCACGGUUCUGCUAACCUCUGUCACAAUGCUGGUCAACCCCGUUCUGUCCCUCUGCAUACUGUGCUUUCCUUCGCUACGUCAAGAGACCCGCUACCUGCUCCUCGUGAACACGCUCUUCGCCGACAUGCUUUUCCUCACCAUAAACCUUGCGAUGGUCUCCUGCAACUCUGUAGGCCUGAAAAUGCACCACUCGCUGUGUGAGUUUAUGAUGGUGAGCAUGGUGAUGACGUACAGCUGCUCUGUGCUCACAGUCACAUUGAUGGUCGUCGACACGUAUGUGGCUGUACGUUGGCCUUUACGUUACAAAGAUAUUCUCCCACCAUCUCGGGCCAAGAAGAUAAUCAUGAGCCUUUGGGUGAUAGCCGCAGUGUGUCCAGUCUCUUUGCUAGUGAUGUUUGAGAAAGUGAUGGGCAAGGACCAGCAGAGCCGUCCAUUGUGUUUGGUGUUAAUUGCACUGCUCGUUGGAACAGAAAUGAAGGUUGGCGUUCAUUUGUACUUCAUCAUUGCCGUCAGCCUCUGCACUGCUCUCAUCGUGUACUGUUACAUACAUCUCUACAUCAUCACCAAGACUUCUGGGAUAUGGCGUAGUCGGUAUUCCCGAGCGCGUAUGACGCUUUUGGCACACACUCUGUUGCUCAUGAUGUAUUUUGUACCUGCGUUGGUCUUUGCUGUCGAGCUGGCUCUUUUAAAGCAAGAAACCAAGGAUGAUUUGGGAUUGUGGAUUGACUUGGUUAAUAUGUGCGUACUGAUGUUGCUGCCACGCUGUUGCACUCCUUACCUGUACAUAUUGCGCUAUCACGAGAUUUACGAGACUGUCCAGCAGGUGUUGUGGAAGAAGAGACAUCAGAGUCAGAGGAGUGCAGCCUAGAAGAGUGGACUUGAAGCUAGAGAAGAGCCACCCUGCAAAAUAACUGUAUCUGGUCCCUCUGUUUUUGGAGGAUUCAUUUGUAGAAGAGUGAAUUGAAUUCACUUGUGAGCAAGAAGGAGAUCUCAAAAGAAAUAUUUUAAUACUUAGUACUAAUAAUCUAUUAAAGCAUUUUAACUGUUAACAUGAAAGUAUAUUACAUAUAUUUAAGUAUUUUUUAUAUUUUCAUUUUUAAACUAACGACUGAAUGGCAUGUGCAAUAUUAUGUGUAUGUGUAAUAUUUCUAAAUUAUUUGAAACAAAUCUAUUUUGCAUAAAGAAAAUGAAGCCUGUUUUAUAACAUUAACAUAUUUGUCAGUAUGACAUUUUCAUAACAUUACAUUCAAUUUCCCAAAAUUCUCAUUGUCAUCGUGUGGGAAAAAAUCUCAAUGUCAUUAUGAAGAUCGUCCUGUAUAUAUAUCCACACAGGAUAAUCUUAAUAAUGACAAUAAGAUAAUUUUUCUGCAUUUCCUUCUCAUAUAUGUAAAAAUUAAGGAUUUUAAAACAGGCUUAAAGGAUAGUUCAACCAAAAAUG
This is a messenger RNA of Ctenopharyngodon idella (grass carp), 1926 nucleotides long. Its product is annotated as probable G-protein coupled receptor 148. Gene Ontology annotation, cellular component: membrane. Gene Ontology annotation, biological process: G protein-coupled receptor signaling pathway. The record is from RefSeq and is a predicted model, not a curated record. Gene Ontology annotation, molecular function: G protein-coupled receptor activity. NCBI's taxonomy places the organism in Eukaryota, Metazoa, Chordata, Actinopteri, Cypriniformes, Xenocyprididae.